AUGUCGACUUCUCCCACUCUCGUCUUCACCAGCUCCGACGGUGUCGACAUCACGGUUGAUCGUGAUGUCGCCGAGCGCUCUCUCCUUAUCAAGAACAUGCUCGAGGACUUGGGUGAAACCGGAGAAGCCAUCCCUAUCCCCAACGUCAACGAGGCCGUCCUGAAGAAGGUGAUCGAAUGGUGCACCCACCACAAAAAUGACCCUCCCAGCACCGGCGACGACGAUGAUUCCCGCCGCAAGACGACUGAUAUCGACGAGUGGGAUCAGAAAUUCAUGCAGGUUGACCAGGAAAUGCUUUUCGAAAUCAUUCUGGCUGCCAACUACCUCGAUAUCAAGGGCCUUUUGGACGUCGGCUGCAAGACCGUGGCGAACAUGAUCAAGGGCAAGUCCCCCGAGGAGAUUCGCAAGACCUUCAACAUCCAAAAUGAUUUCACUCCGGAAGAGGAGGACCAGAUCCGUCGUGAGAACGAGUGGGCCGAGGAGUAA
Aspergillus terreus NIH2624 is the source of this 486-nucleotide messenger RNA. RefSeq names its product SCF ubiquitin ligase subunit skpA (gene skpA). Gene Ontology annotation, molecular function: cullin family protein binding. Gene Ontology annotation, biological process: SCF-dependent proteasomal ubiquitin-dependent protein catabolic process; mitotic cell cycle. Bases 1 to 486 code for a protein of 161 amino acids. The record is from RefSeq and is a predicted model, not a curated record. Lineage: Eukaryota; Fungi; Ascomycota; Eurotiomycetes; Eurotiales; Aspergillaceae. The transcript has 4 exons. Gene Ontology annotation, cellular component: cytoplasm; nucleus.